CUGACUGACACCAGAAAGUAUGUAAGCCUGGGCUCGCUCACGACGAGCACCCUCUCCAAGUUGUUCCUUUUUUCAGCUUCAACUUCACACUUGAAGUCAGCGUUGUGAGAGCUUCGCGCCGAGAGUCCUCAUUGUUCUCUAUCAUCACACCUAUCUGAGCUUGGUGCAGGAUCGCCGACAAGACCAUCAUCGUAUCUAUUUCUCACUAUACCCCAUUUUUAAACUAUCUGUUUUAUUACAACAUACCUUAUCAUGAUGGCCUCUGCAACCCCCAUUGUCACGGCUUUGCCGCAGGCUCAGUCCACCGUUUCCCCCACCGCACAACUACCGGCAAACUCGCCGAUCAUGAGAAGCCCAAGAAGCCCGAACUCACCUUUGAGAGGUCCCAAGUUGACCUUGGUGGUGACAAACUCCCCUUUGAGCAGUGCCCCCAACUCGGCAAAGGUGGCAACCCCAAACAUUUCAGCACUUCCGUUGUCCCCCGGCUCUCCUGGCAUCGUCACAGCAAUCCCAUUGUCUCCGGCUGUUGGCAAUCCCCGCACUCAAUUCCCGUUGACACCAGCACCCGCCGCCAACCCCAAUGGCUACACGCUUACUCCUCACCCCUCGGCCGUUCCGCUCACUCCCGCGACACCAGCUACACCAGCCACGCCGGCCUACAUUCACCCACUCACACCUGCCCCUAAUUCGGCCUACCCUCUAAGCCCAGUCAUUGAAACGCCUAGCUCAACCAUUGUUGAGUAUGGUGAACAUCCAACUCUUCAGGGUACGGCGGCAGAGCGAGCAGACCACAUCUUCAAGCUAUGGACUGCUCGUAACAAGCAGCCAAAGCAGCCACAAAACGACACUGCGGAAGCAGGAGAUGACUUGAUCAUCUCCCCCGUCACGCCCCUGACACCAAAGCACGAAAGAGGCCUUGCUCGCAAGCUCGGUAACAAGGGCAUCAACGACCGAGUCAGCCGAUUCCUGGCGUCUAUCAGCAGCACAGCCAACGGAGACCCAGACAAAGAGCUGGCGAUCGAGAACCGUAAUCUUCUCCAGCAGCUUGCUUCUCUUCGACGCGCCGAGGAGAACCUCCUGGCUGAGAACCAAAGCAUCACCCACCAGCUCACCGCAACCCAAAAGGAGUUUGCGCAGGCCAAGAAGGACCGUGCCUUGCUAGAGCGUGCGUGGGAAGAGAUGCUCAAGGAGAGAGAGGCCAAACACGAAGCUCAGGUCAAGGAGCUCGAAGCUAAGCUCGCUGAGCAAGAGAAGAAGUUCUCUAAGCAAGAACAGUUCAUUGCCCAGCUUGAGCACAAGAUCACCGUCCAGGAGGACAAUCUCUCUGAGCAAGAAGAUACCAUUUCCCAGCUCGAGGCCAAGGUGGCCGAGCAAGAGAAGCAGAUGACCGAGCGUGACGAACGCAUCGCUGAGCUUGAGAAGGUCACUCCAAAGAAGUCCCUUAAGCCCGAACCCGAGCAAGGUCUCGUCCUCUCCAACAGCGACAUAAUCACUUGGUUCACCACCCGCACCACGGUCUGGAACUCCUGGGUCGACGAGUUCGCUCAUCCCAAUAUCAACCGCAUCGUUGAGCUCCACCCCGUGCAACAAAAAGAGCUCUUCCGCUCCGUCCAGAAGUUUAUCCGCUUGACGCAAGACGGCCAGCUCCCUCCCGAAAUCCUCGACGCCGCCAAGAACGGCGGCGCCAACACCACCCGCCUCGUUCUCUACGCCAUGCUCACCAACUUUAUCACUGCCGAAGCUCUGUUGCCGCCCUUCUGGGCCUUCAAUGCCUUGCAGCGCAACGAACUCGCUGAGCUGACUUCUCCUACCCUGACCCGGCCGGGCAGCAUGUCACCUGUGGGCUUCAGGAUGGAUCUUGCUUCGUGGGAGUGCAUCCCCCCGCUGCCGGCGGCUUCGUACGUGCCCGCGGGUGCAGAGGUGUACAACCAGCAACCGGCAACAGCAAGGUCAGUGGCCACGCUGAGCCCGAGACAGCCGCCUCCGUUGAUUACCUCUCUACAAUCCGCCGGGCUGGAGACACCCAAUCUUCCCGUUAGUGUACUCCCGGCCAAGCUGCCGAGUGAAGGAGAUUUGAAGAGCAUGUGCGGGUUCUUGUCUAAAGUCCAAACUACCCCCCUGGCAACUCCCCACCUCCGCUCACAAAUGAUCUCCAUCCUCGCCCAAGGCGGUCUCGUCCACGACCCCACACAUCCCUCCAUCCUCAAGAACGAAGAGCGUCGCCUCCUCGCCGAAGCAAGGCGCGAGUACGCCGUCAAGCUCGCCGAGCGGUUCCUCGGCGGCCCUGCGCGUUUCUUGCUGCAGGACCAGGUAGAUGCCAAGAACAUUGCCAAACUCGAGCAAAUCUUGACCACAGAAAUGGAUCUGGCGCUGAGGUUUGGUGCUAGACUGUGGAGUGUUGAGUGGGAAGUGGAGUUUUGGGGUUUGGAUGAGUUGAGUUCCCUGGUGCAACCGGAGGCAGAGAAGGAGAAGAGGGAUGGGGUAUUGGAGACGAGUGGGGGUGAGGGAGUGGAGGUGGUGAUGGUUUUGCAGCCUGCUGUUGUGAGGAAGGGGGUGGAAGGUGGUGGUGAUGAUGGGGAGCAUCAAAUUGCUGGCGAGGAGGAGAGAGUUUGGAGUAAGGCACGGGUAUGGUUGGGUGAGAAGAGAGAGGUGAAGGUUCAGGAGGUCACGGUGGAAGUCAAGGCGCAAGGAUCGCCGAAACGGGUGGCGUCGCCGGCGGUGGUGUCGCCGGGGACGGGGAAGAGAACGUUGACUCUUGAGCUGGGUUCAUGAAGGAACGGAAAAAGAAGUUUAUGAGGUAUGGGAAUGGGUUCAUGAACGGUAUCAUUCGGCGGAGUCUUCUUCUUCCUCUUUUUCUCUUCUCUUUUUUUCUCCUUUUUUUUUGGUUUUUCCUGCUUCUUAUCCACUUCUUUCUUCCCUUUCUAUUGUCGAUGUCCGAAAUAAGGAUAUUGUAGCAUUUAGCAUACCAGGUAGAGGUAGCUACCAAGUGGCCAUUAGCAAACAACAAGCCAAAAGGCAUUAUCACUUGACAAUCUACCUACCUAAGGAAAGAACGAAAUCCUUCACAUCUUUAGUAUAUGAGCGAUGGCGUUGAUGUCUUGAAGCGGCUUUCUUCCAAAAUUUGGUCAAUGGACUGACAGUCCCAGCCAGCAGCAUCAACGACCACCGAAUUCCAAUGAAUCCUUGUCAAAUCGGGCAUCAACAACAUUCACCCCAAGCCAAUCCUUUCCCUUAGAGGUACCAAGGUCAAAGCAUCGCGGCAUAUUCUGGAUCCUUACCUCUACCUAGGUACGACUAGGUACCUACCUAAUUUCACGUGAGCCAAUAUCCCGU
Neurospora crassa OR74A is the source of this 3333-nucleotide messenger RNA. RefSeq lists its product as hypothetical. The transcript is spliced from 2 exons. NCBI's taxonomy places the organism in Eukaryota, Fungi, Ascomycota, Sordariomycetes, Sordariales, Sordariaceae. The record is from RefSeq and is a predicted model, not a curated record. Bases 253 to 2772 code for a protein of 839 amino acids.